AUGUCGCCCACCUAUACCAUGUCUGCACACCUGUGCAAACAAAUCCAGAAGUCGUUCCAGACGCGUCAGACUUCACCCGAGCUUCUAAGCCCAACCGCUACAUACCUACCGACAUACCUGCGCCGGUCACCUUCGCCCCAGCCUGAAAAGCGCACCAGUGUAGACAGUGAUCGCAGCGACGCUAGCACUCACUCCGUUUCGUCAAGUUCGAGUUCGAGUUCGAGUUCGACCUAUGAUUAUCAGCGAGAAACAUCCGGAGGGAGAUGUGGAGAUAUUAGCGAUGACGUACCGGCGACUGGAGAAUUGAUACCCCUUUCUUAUACCGAGAAUUAG
Molecule: messenger RNA, 333 nt
Organism: Daldinia decipiens
Lineage: Eukaryota; Fungi; Ascomycota; Sordariomycetes; Xylariales; Hypoxylaceae
Exons: 2
Coding region: 1-333 (110 amino acids)
Source: RefSeq, a predicted model, not a curated record